Messenger RNA from Juglans microcarpa x Juglans regia, 2774 nucleotides. RefSeq names its product G-type lectin S-receptor-like serine/threonine-protein kinase At4g27290. Gene Ontology annotation, molecular function: protein serine/threonine kinase activity; ATP binding. The transcript has 7 exons. The record is from RefSeq and is a predicted model, not a curated record. Gene Ontology annotation, biological process: recognition of pollen; protein phosphorylation. Bases 174 to 2636 code for a protein of 820 amino acids. NCBI's taxonomy places the organism in Eukaryota, Viridiplantae, Streptophyta, Magnoliopsida, Fagales, Juglandaceae.
UACCAUCUGCCGGCCUUGUAAUGGACUAUAUGGACCAUGGACUGCAAGCCUCCAAAGUCAGCAAGCCCAUGUGCGUCAUGUCGUCGUGAUAUAUGAAUUGCUCCUUACUCUGUGACUACCUGAAAGUGUCUCGAGUUCAACUUCUAAGCAUAGAUCUCUGUCUCUACUAAGGAAUGGACGUUUAUUCUUGUAUGUUUUUGGGUGCCAACUUUCUUCUUUUCCUCUCCGGAGUCUCCAGUGCAGCUGAUAUCAUUACUCAAUCCCAGUCCAUCAUUGAGGGCAAUACCUUGAUUUCCAGAGAAGGCGGCUUUGAACUGGGUUUCUUUAGCCUUGGUAGUUCCACCAACCGUUACUUGGGAAUUUGGUACAGGAAUAUCCCAGUUAAAACUGUUGUUUGGGUAGCAAAUAGACGCAAUCCAAUCGAAGACUUUUCUGGUGUGUUGAUGAUAAACAGCACCGGCAACCUUGUUCUUCUCAGCCAGAAUACUAGUGUUGUUUGGUUGGCAAAUUCAACAAAAGAGGCUUCGAGUCCAAUAUUGCAGCUUUUAGAUAAUGGAAAUUUAGUACUGAGAGAUAGGGAAGAAGGAAAUUCAGAGAAUUAUCUGUGGCAAAGCUUUGAUCAUCCUUCAGAUACACUGUUACCAGGGAUGAAGUUUGGGUGGGACUUCAAGACUGGUCUUGACCGGCGUUUAUCCGCUUGGAAGAAUUGGGAUGACCCAUCUCCUGGAGACUUUACCUGGGGAUUAGAACUUACUAAUAACCCUGAAGCAGUCAUGUGGAAGGGCUCCGAGAAGUACUUCAGGAGUGGCCCUUGGAAUGGCCUUCGUUACAGCGGUGCUCCGGAGUUGAGAGACAACCCGGUUUUCGAGUUCAAUUUCGUCAACAAUGAGAACGAGGUAUACUACGAAUACCAUCUUAUAAAUAAAUCGAUAAUAUCAAGAAUAGUUAUGAACCAAACUAACUAUUCCCGUAUACGCUAUAUAUGGAUCGAUGCAACCUCAACUUGGAGCCUGUAUUCAUCUGUGCCAAGAGACAACUGUGAUGACUACAACCUUUGUGGCGCCUAUGGAAAUUGUAUCAUUGGUGAGUCACCAGUCUGUCAAUGUUUACAAGGAUUCCAGUCUAAAUCACAAGAAACAUGGAACCCAAAGGACUGGUCUCAAGGAUGUGUGCGCAUUACUCAACUAAGCUGUCAAGAUAAAGAUAAACAUGGGUUUAUUAAAUUUGUUGGGCUAAAAUUGCCAGAGACUACAAAUUCCUGGGUGAACGAGAGUAUGAAUCUUGAGGAAUGCAGGACCAAAUGCUUGAAUAAUUGUUCCUGUAUGGCUUAUACAAAUUCAGAUAUCAGAGGAGGAGGUAGUGGCUGCGCCCUCUGGUGUGAUGAUCUAAUCGAUAUUAGGCAAGUUUCACUUGGUGGACAGAAUCUAUAUGUUAGAAUGCCUGCUUCAGAGUUAGAGGCGAAAGACGAGCAUAAGACAAAGGUGAUAGUAAUAUCUGUACUCGUUCCUGCCAUUGUUUCUGCAAUGCUCUUCAUGGCCUGUUUCCUGUGCAAAUGGAGGACAAAGUUCAGAGAAAUUGUUGAGAGAAAUUUGAUCAUAAAUCAGCACGUUGAAGGCCGAUAUGAAGACCUGGAGCUCCCCCUCUUCAACAUGGUGACAAUAACUAAAGCCACUAACAACUUUUCAAGCAAUAACAAGCUUGGGGAAGGUGGUUUUGGAGCUGUAUACAAGGGUACACUGGUAGAUGGACAGGAAAUUGCCGUGAAGAGGCUUUCAGAGAGUUCUGGACAAGGAUUGAAUGAGUUCAAAACUGAAGUUAUAUUGAUUGCCAAGCUCCAGCACCGAAAUCUUGUUAGGCUUCUUGGUUGUUGCAUUCAAGGGGAGGAGAAAAUGCUAAUCUAUGAACACAUGACCAACAAAAGCCUGGACACCUUCAUUUUCGAUCAAGCAAGAGGUAAAGUCCUAGACUGGUCCAAGCGCUUCCACAUAAUCUGUGGCGUAGCUCGGGGGCUUCUUUAUCUUCAUGAAGAUUCCAGAUUGAGGAUUAUACAUAGAGAUCUCAAAGCAAGUAACGUCUUACUUGAUGGUGAGAUGAACCCAAAAAUUUCGGACUUUGGCAUAGCUAGAACCUUUAGAGGAGAUCAGACCCAAGGAAAGACAAACCGAGUGAUUGGAACUUAUGGUUAUAUGGCACCUGAGUAUGCCAUUGAUGGGUUUUUCUCAGUAAAAUCUGAUGUCUUUAGCUUUGGAAUAUUAUUGAUGGAGAUAGUAAGUGGAAAGAAGAACCGCGCGUAUUACCUUCCGGGCCAGAGUCUUAAUCUUAUUGGACAUGCAUGGAAUCUGUGGAGAGAAGGCAGGCCUUUAGAGCUGGUUGAUACUUGCUUAAGAGACUCUUGCAGUUUAUCAGAUCAGAUGCUGCGGUGCAUCCAAAUCAGUCUCGUAUGUGUACAACAGCAUCCUGAGGAUAGGCCCAGCAUGUCGUCUGUGGUUAUGAUGUUGAGCGGUGAGAGUUUAUUGCCUGAACCUAAAGAACCAGGUUUCUUAGCAAGGAAAAAUCCCACUGAUGCAGAUUCUUCAUCGAGCAAGCAUCAAUCUUCGACCAACGAGAUAACUCUUACACUGUUAGAGGCUCGAUAGCGGAUAGAGAACCAUAUAUGCAUGCCAGUAUUUGUAUUGCAUGUAGUGUGUCCUAGUGUACAUUCUGUAAACUAGCUAGCUAGGCGUAGACCAAAAUUUUUAAACAGAAAUAACUUUCAUAUAAAAUUGCUUGAAAUA